ACCUCCCCGCCCGCCCACACAAGUGACCAGAGGCCAACAGAAGAGGAGUGGAAUCAUUCAUUCAUUCAUUCAUCCAUGGCUCCCCUCUUCGCCUCCUGCCACGCCUCCCACGCGUCGCUCCUACUCCUCUCCCCCAACCCCGCCGCCGCCGCGCGUCUCCGCGUCGGUGGCCUCCGAGUCAGGCGGCCCCGCCGCCUCCGCCUCCCCGUACGCACAGCCGCGGGAGGCAGCCCACUCGACGCCGAGAUCCCCGACCCCACAGUCGACGACGACGAGUGGGGCCGCGAGCCGCCCGCUUCCGCGUCGGGUAACUCGCGCCCCGGCGUCACCGACGAGUGGGGCGAGCCGGGGGUGCCCGAGCCCGAGCAGCCCUCCGGCGCUGACACCCCUACCAACGACGACGAGUGGGGCGGGGAGACCACGCCGACGCCGCCCAAGGCGAAGGAGCCUCCUCUCUUUUUUGCCGAUAAGGCGGAGGAGGAUCCGGUUACGAAGGAGGACGAGGGAAGGGAGGAGCUGAAGCGGUGCUUGGUAGACACGGUGUACGGCUCCGGCCUGGGCCUCAAGGCGUCCUCGGAGGUCAGGGGGGAGGUCGUGGAGCUCGUGGCCCAGCUCGAGGCAGCCAACCCUACGUCCGCGCCCGUCCAGGCGUCAGAGCUCGACGGAAACUGGAUCCUCUUGUAUACGGCAUAUUCUGAGCUUCUACCGAUUCUGCUUGCCGGGGCAACACCAUUCGCCAGAGUUGAUAAGAUAUCCCAAGAAAUCGACUCGAGAAGCAUGACGAUAAUUAAUGCUUCAACUAUUUCGACUCCAUUUGCUUCGUUUUCAUUCAGUGCAACUGCUUCUUUUGAAGUACAAACUCCAUCAAGGAUAGAGGUACAAUUCAAAGAGGGGAGCUUUCAGCCUCCAGAGAUAUCGUCUUCAGUAAAUCUACCUGAACAGAUCGCCAUAUUCGGGCAGAAGAUCAGCCUGGGGCCUGUUAAGCAGCUGCUGGAGCCUUUGCAGCGAGCAUUUGCUAGCAUUGCAGGGUCCAUCUCUGGGCAGCCACCUUUAAAGGUACCGAUUCCCGGCGACAACAAGGCCAAGUCGUGGCUUUUGACAACCUACCUCGACAAAGACUUGAGGAUAUCAAAAGGUGAUGGGGGUGGCGUGUUUAUUCUUGCCAAAGAGGGGAGCCCUUUACUAGAUUAACUGUACAUGUGUAAUAGGUGUCAUUAUUCAUAUGUGCAAGGUUGAAAACCACGCUACAAGCAUUCUUCUCCCCCUUUGAUACACAAUUUUCUGGUGGUUUUCUAGAGUCUGACAGAACCAACUAAAUGUUGUCAGUAUGGAGUCUCCAUACGCUUUCUGCUCUUUGGUAACUAUAAGUGACAUUUUGUGUUAUCAAAGAAGGAAUGUGCAUGUUACGUUGU
Messenger RNA from Hordeum vulgare subsp. vulgare (domesticated barley), 1412 nucleotides. RefSeq names its product probable plastid-lipid-associated protein 3, chloroplastic. The record is from RefSeq and is a predicted model, not a curated record. The transcript has 3 exons. Lineage: Eukaryota; Viridiplantae; Streptophyta; Magnoliopsida; Poales; Poaceae. Bases 76 to 1191 code for a protein of 371 amino acids.